CGGCAAAGCGAGACCAUUUCCCGGCAAAGCCGCGGGCGCUUCUGCCCUGCUCGCGCUGGGAAGUUCCGGGGCGGCUGAGCGGAAAGCCCUGCCAUCCAUGCUCGAUCCCUAGCGCGCGUCGGGUCUCCCGGGCGGACCCGGASGACAGUCAUUGUUAUUGUUGUUUAUACAGCCAGCACUAACUCCCUCCCGAGCGCCUCUGCCCCCGCCCUACCUGCUCCUCCCUCCCGCUGUAAUAUGCCAUUAGUGAGCCUGCGACCACAUUGCCAAGGGUGCUAGAGUUCGCAUUCAGCCACCAUGGGGAAUGGGAUGAACAAGAUCUUGCCUGGCCUGUACAUCGGCAACUUCAAAGAUGCAAGAGAUGCAGAGCAAUUGAGCAAGAACAAGGUGACACAUAUUCUAUCUGUCCACGAUAGUGCCCGGCCCAUGUUGGAGGGAGUUAAAUACCUGUGCAUUCCAGCAGCAGAUUCACCAUCUCAAAACCUGACACGACAUUUCAAAGAAAGUAUUAAAUUCAUUCAUGAGUGCAGACUCCAAGGUGAGGGCUGUCUGGUGCACUGCUUGGCUGGGGUCUCCAGGAGUGUGACUCUGGUGAUUGCUUAUAUCAUGACUGUCACGGACUUUGGCUGGGAGGAUGCCCUGCACACUGUGCGUGCAGGGAGAUCCUGUGCCAACCCCAAUCUGGGCUUCCAGAGGCAGCUCCAGGAGUUUGAGAAACAUGAAGUCCACCAGUAUCGGCAGUGGCUGAAGGAAGAAUAUGGGGAGAAUCCUUUGCGGGAUGCAGAAGAAGCCAAAAACAUUCUGGGUAAAUAUAAAGAGCAAGGGCGUGUGGAGUCCCAACCUGGCACCAGGCGGUGGAGCAGCUUUUCGGCCCUGCCUCCCCUGGCCUACAAUAACUAUACCACAGAAACCUAACACAGAGGGAUCUGGUGCCUUCCUUCCUGCUGCUUGUCUUCCGGGUUGCCUGCAGGCUCCCUGUGGUGUGCUGGUGUGCUGGCUACUUCCUCCAAGGACUGCAAAGUGAAUGACCACUGCAAAGUGGACAGCUCAGGGCUCUUUCCCCAGUGACCCCACCCAGUCCCGAGUCCUUUUACGUCACCCACCUUUCCCCCUGACCUUGGAUCAUGGCCUCACCUGAGCUUGCUGUACCUGGGAUGCUACUGGGCUCACACACACAACAUGUGCACUUAUCAGUGAGUGCAUAUGUACAGCACUUAAGAACAUGUGAGAGUGUAUGCCUGUGAGCGUGUAGAAGGGUAUGCAUUGUGUGAGGGUGUGUGCAGGUGAAUGUGUCUGCGUGGGUAAGCUCUGAAUGUUCGUAUUGCUGGGAGUCAUAAAAUUCACGCUGCCAGGAUUGGCAUGGCCACCUUUCCCUUUGGCUCCAAAUGGAAGGCAUUUGAAUUUGACUUCUGAAAAGCUUCUCAGCAAGCAGCAUGGAAGRUAUUCUAUGCCUGGGAGCAGAGGUUGAGAACUCAGGGGAUGAGCAGCUGAAAGCAAUAGCCUCUCCCAGAACCUGGGAUGGUAUAGUAGGGAAAGAUGGGGCCCAGACCCCUCCUGAGGGAAGGUGGCUCCAGGGACCCUGGAAGGUGUUGGGGGGUGGAGGGCAUACUCAGUAUUGCCUCAAGCUUAGUAUAAGUGCACCAGGCCCUGUACUCCUUGCUGCCUCAAGUCAAGGCYACCCAUCAUGUGUCUGGGUUCUAAGUGAUGUUUGUUCCAUGUAAGACUGACCUUGAUUGAAUUCCAUGAUGAGCAGGAGUACAUCAGCCAAACUUGGCAUACAUUGUUGGGCCCUUCCUGUCUCCUCCUGUCCAGCUUCAUGCACUCCCAGCCUUGCUGUUCUCACUUUGCAGGGCCUUUCUCAAGGUUUGCAUGUACCUACAGGAAAUGGAAAGGAAGAAUAUUUGUUAGACACUGUAGAUGUUUGCAUUUCAAAAUGCCUGAUCAUUUAUUAAGUUCCUUGGUGUAUGCUGUGGAUUUGAUCUUUGAUCUCAGCUACCUCAUUAAAUAAUGUUUGAAAAGUUUUGGUGUGUGUUUGUGUUAAUCCAGUGAAUUCUGCCUCAUAAUUCAAAAUGUUCAGUUCUGAUUGCUUUUGAAGCCAAAGGGGAAGACAUCAAUAUCAUUGAGCUGCUUAAAUUUUUUACUUGGGUUCCCAUAAUGCUUUCUGAAGGGCAAAGUUCCACAUUCAGGCUGUGAGAGCACCCACAGUUUGCAGCCAGGCAACAGGCAUCCUGGAAUGCUGUGCCCAACUCAGUGGUCAAUCCUUUAUACCAACUUAAAUUUCUUAAGCACGCAGAGCCACAGGAAAAAAUAUACUCAAUCUCUCCCUAAAAAGAUGUUGCAACCUGGGUUCUCCGAAUUCCACCACAAAAAGAGCUCCUGAAUAAGAAGAGCAAUUUUCCUGUUCAUGUAGAGGGUAUGUGAAAGGUGAGCUCUUUGGGGACCAAGGAAAACAAAGUCUCUGACAGUGCACAUGUACAGGCCCCAGAUGUGCAACCAAAAAGGGAAAUGUGGCCCUAGAAUCAUUUCUUCAGCUAAAACAAUUUGCCUGUUGAGUAUAUUUUUUUCUGUAAACCAAAAGAAAUGUAAAUAUGCUAACAGAAAAUGCAUUUAAGAGGGCUAAGGAUGUA
Urocitellus parryii (Arctic ground squirrel) is the source of this 2627-nucleotide messenger RNA. RefSeq names its product dual specificity phosphatase 22 (gene Dusp22). Gene Ontology annotation, cellular component: plasma membrane; cytosol. Lineage: Eukaryota; Metazoa; Chordata; Mammalia; Rodentia; Sciuridae. Gene Ontology annotation, biological process: signal transduction; protein dephosphorylation. Gene Ontology annotation, molecular function: protein tyrosine phosphatase activity. The record is from RefSeq and is a predicted model, not a curated record.